CAAGAGCUUAAGAGCCCUAUGACUGUUAGCUGCAUCAGCACUUGAAAAGGAGUCCAACAAGAUGAGGGCAGCAGUUCCUUUAAUGUUGGUGGUGCUGCAGUUCUGCUUACCAUCGCUGCUGUCAGUCCCCACCCCAGAGCUCAGUGCAGCAAACAAGGUACAUCUAAAUCCUGACCUGGAGGAUGUUGUCCCACCUCUUGAAGCCUGGACUCCAGUAGUAUUUCCUGACACUCCACCAGAAUUAGCCUCUAAGGAGGAACCCUCCCCAUUCAUGUUUGAAGAAAAUGUCAGCCUGAAAUGGGUUAGCUGGAAUGGGUCACUUCCAAAUGGGGCUGUAGGCAUCUACAAUGGUUAUACAGGCCGCACUGAUUACAUUUGCAAAUUCAACUGUGAGGCUGGAUUCUACACUGCAAGCAAAGGGCCAUACUGCAACUACCCUUAUGCAAAUGCUGAGUAUCCAGCUCCUGAGUUUGAGGUUUUAGUCAAUGAAGACCACUUUGAGUUCCUGGAGUGGAAAGAAGGCUCCUAUGGAUCUGUGCCCAAAUAUUCAGUGAAGACGUGCUCAAAACUUGAUAUCUAUGUUGGUAAGAACAAAUAUGGAUUAGGCAAGGUUGUUACUAAGCAUGAAGCCUUUUUCCUGCCUUGGGAGGGCAAGGAGUAUUGGUACAAGAAAUAUGACGUGUUGACCAUUAACAGGGACCAUUACAGCCAGCACAUCUCCCAUGUUGAGUAUGCUGUUGACCAGAUUGAGCUGUUCCAUCACCCUCCAGAGACCAUCCAAAUGGCCAGAGCUACAAAUUAUGAGUGCUCCAGUGUUGAAAAGACAGUCCUUUUGGAGAAGACCAGCACUGUGGAGAAGGUCUGGAAUAUUGGUAGAGAAACCCGUAAUGGAACCAACUCAAUCAUGACAGGGAAAAUCCCAAUCAUCAACCCAGACAACGUGGACUUCACCAAGGAACAGACCGUCAGUUUUUCUCAGGGGACAAAGAUGAUAGAAACCAUCAGCCAUUCCAUGUCUGUACAGGUCCUGGUUCCUCCAAAUCAUUACUGCUCAGUAAGGAUGGAUGCUAGAAGGAUGAGUGCCGACAUCCCAUUCACAGCCCGUCUGAGUCGUAAAUACAGCAAUGGAGACACUCACUGGACCACCGUCACUGGAACAUAUGAUGGUGUGAAGAUUGGAGAGAUUAAUGCCAUAGUUGAACGCUGCAAACCCAUUCCUGAUGCUGAACCCUGCCCUCUGGAAAGUGAAGACCACCCUUGAACAUUUGCCUGAAUAAAACAAAAUCUACUUGAAUAAUGGCUUGAUAAUAAUGUGAAUCGGCUUCCUUAAUAACAUGUAUCAACAGCAAUAAACUGCUUAUUGCAAUAAAA
Messenger RNA from Pygocentrus nattereri (red-bellied piranha), 1371 nucleotides. Its product is annotated as natterin-3-like. The record is from RefSeq and is a predicted model, not a curated record. NCBI's taxonomy places the organism in Eukaryota, Metazoa, Chordata, Actinopteri, Characiformes, Serrasalmidae. The transcript is spliced from 3 exons. The coding region runs from base 62 to 1261 and encodes 399 amino acids.